CAGUGUGAGCUGUGAAUGCACAAAGGAAGCAGGUGGUGCCUGCUUAAACCUAACCCCUCUCUUGCUAGUAAAAAGUUCAUCAAAGACGCCUGGCUCCCCUCAUGCUGCAGGCUACCAGCUCCUCUCUUAACCAAGAUAAUGACGUCUCCCUCCCGCCCCCUGAGGCUGUAGCUGAGAUUCUGCCAGAUAAACAGAUGCUCCUAUAUGAAAAGGCAGCCACCCCAGCAGACGGUGACGUGGAUGAUGUGGACAUGCUCAGAAGGGUGUCUCGGUCUCAUUGGCCAUAGUCUGCCCACUUCUGAGCUGGGUCUUCCUGGAGCCAGCCUGGCCAGCUGCUGGCCUGGUGGAACUUCACAGUGCAUUAGGAAUCACUUCACACCACAGAGGUCUGCCCAUAAUGCAUUGCAGUGGGACCCAGCAUCCCAUUCAGCAGCAGGGCCUAGUUCAGAAGGAGGUGAGCUGGACAGAACCCAGGAUGUCACCAGGUUCCAUCUGGAUCAGCAGGAGCUAGAUAAUUACCGUACGGCCAUGAAGAAGAUGGCGGAUGAUAUCCAGUCUUUGCGCAGGCAUGUUGCCAGCCUGGAGGCAGAGAACAGCACCUUGCGCUGCAACCUGAGCAUGCACGAGGAAGUGGGCCGCACACUGCUGAACGAUGUGGAUGUGGAUGUCAUGACCAAGGUGGAGAUAGUUGACAGGAUAGUGGCCCUCAAGCACAAACUGGCUGCUGGGACAGUGGAGAUGAGCAGGAUGAAGGACCGGGUGCAACAGCUGCAAAAUGAGCUGAUCCGGAAGAAUGACCGGGAGAAGGACCUGGUGAUGCUGCAACGAGCCCAUCAGCAACAGCAGACGGUGCUGAGGAAGUACCAUGAGAAAAUCACCAAGAUGAAAGCCCUGGAGGAUACUGUACGGCAGCAGGAGAGGGUGAUUGAGAAGAUGGAGCGCAUGCUGGAGGAGAAGGUGCCAGAGGCUACUAGGACCUGUGAGCAACUGUUGGCUGAUAGCUUCUCCAAGGAGUUCUACUCUACCCUGCUAGCUGAGAACAUGAGACUGCGGGAGGAGUUGGGCAGAGCCCACUACCGCUCUUCCCCCAUCAUCCUGCAGCAGCAAGCCUUGCCGGACAUAUUUUCCACUAACUCAGAGAAGCUGUCUUUGCUGGCCAAGGUGGAGAAGGCGCAAGGUCGCAUCCGUGUCCUGGAAAGCCAGCUGGAGGAGUCUGCGAGGAAAUGGGGGCGGGAGAAGCAGGACCUCAGCACCCAGCUCCUGGAGCAAGAGCAUGGCUUUGGGCGCCCAUCCAGCACCAUCCUGCAUGAUUUCUCACUGAAAACUUCACCAGACCCCACAACACAUAUCAAGAGGCACCAAACGCUUGAUCCUUUGCCCUAGCACCUUCUGCAAGAUGGACUUAUUGGCAGUGCUGGGGAAAGACUGUGAAUGUUCUGUCUGGUCUCCCCCCCGCCCCCCGAAACAGAGCUCUCCUAGGGGGUCUACUGGAGAUCUUUAUUAAAUGCUUGAUGCUCAACCCCCAAGUGCUGUUACUGAAGACUGGAUGGCCAUGGGAAAUAUCUAUGCCAGUCAGAGCUCAGGGAUAUGCUUGGCCAAGUGAUAGGAUCCAGUCUGUGAAGCCCAGCUCAAAGCUUGGAGAAGCGCUAACUCUGGGUUCUAUCACAGGGCACUGGGGUUUGGGGAUUUUGAAUCUGGCCCAGAACCGUUCCCCAAUAGGUCACCCCCCCCACCCAACCCUAUCUCCUCCCCAUCUUGAUGACCAUCUGUACGUAUCUCUCCCCGAGGGUUCCAAGGCAGUUUAGCUUGACUUUCAACAUGUUUUCAGCAGCUGAUUUUUGCUGGUCCCUUGUAUGAUCACUUCUGCAGUGUUCCAAGCACAGUUAGAUGACAGCUGGUGUUGAGCUUAUUGUAUCUUCCCUUCCCCGCCUUCUCCCCCCAGGCAGUAGUGUCUUGGAACAUUGCAUUGCUGGGGUGGGGGGAAGAAGGGUGUGACAUGGACUGGAUUCAUACCCAGCAGAGGUGGCCUCCGUCUCUUUGGAAGGGUGGGUGAAGAACUCCAUCCUUGGCUGUGAUGAUAGAAUGCUGCCCGCUGUAUAGCACAUCAGCUAUGCCCGAAGGACCAAUUUGGAUCAGUUGCACCCUCCAAGCGUGUGAUGUUCGUGGAGGUUGACAUUCCCUUUACCUGUGGUCCACUUCCUUUUAUGUGUGGGACAUUCCACAUGGAGCUAGGCACAGUUUAGUUGGGGUGAUGAUGCCAAACCGAAAGUGGGACUGUGAGAAAGCACCAGCCUGCACAUCCCUUGAAGAUGGCUCCCACAGUCAGUCCGCAGACCAGGAGGAAAUCUGAAUGUGUAACCAAGCCAAACGCACUCUGCAGUAGAGCGAGUGGCAGCCUUAGAGGUGGGGGAAUGGGCCACUGCACACACGGUGCAUUGACACUUUGUUGGCCUAUGCAGCCUAUGCCCCCUAGGGAGUCCUGAGUAGAGAAGCAAAACAUCAUGGGCCAAAUUCAUCCCUGGGGUAACCCCAUUGACUUCAGCAGAGUUUCACCAGGGAUGAUUCUGACCCCUGGAAUGGCCCACCAGGCUAGACUUAGCCCCGCAAGGUGAGGUGCCCAGCUAGUACGAGUGAUGAGAGCAGCAGCAGCACAUGGCCCUGAGGGCCCUUUGCCCUGGCUGCUAUUCCUCAUGUCCGCAAGGACUCGUGUGAAGCCACUGGGCUGCAGAUCCUUGCAGCCAAAGUCACUUGUGCAGUGACAGAAGCUCAUUCUUGUCACUAGUGCCGUUCCGCUGGCAACAGGUGUUAGCCCCCAGUCGGUGAGUGCUACGCAUCCCGAUCUGCAGAGGGAAUGGGGCUGGACCAGCUCUUAGUUUGCACUGUAGAGACUUGGGUUGUUGGCUGUUAGGUCCCUGGUUCAGUCCCCAGUAUUGGCCAAGAGGGCAGCCCCCAUACCUAACUGGCCUUGGGGUGUGGCAGGUUUAGUAGACAGGUGACAGCCGGGGCUGCACCCAUACCAGCUCUGAGCACAGCAUGCAGGUUAGCAGGUGCUGCCUGAGCCAUGCUCGCCACUGGGGCUGACUUGCUGAGUGUACCUGAUACGGAAAAGGCCCCUCAGGUGCUGCCCCCAGUACGAGGGGUGUUGAUUUGCAGAGCCAAUAGAACGGCAGCACUUCAAUGGGAAGUGGCCAUGUCCCAUGGCAGCAAAGGGGUGCCGUCUGCCUUGUUGCUUUAAGGGGUGGCAAUUUCAAAUGAGAACAUGACCCUUCAAGGACAUCUGGUCUGGUUUGCCCCUUCUUCAGUAGCCCUUCCCUUUGCCACCCCUGUGAUGUGAGCCCAGCCUGUUGGGUGGAGAAUAUCAGCUGUAGCCUGGAGGGAGGAAAGGGGGUGGGGGACUUUAAAACUAAACAAAUGAACAGGGCCUCCAGUGGUCUGCCAGGUGCAGGGGGCAAAGCAGUAGCACAUAGCCAAGGCAGAGCAUGGCACGGGGGUUAGCCACAUCACCAGCCAGAAAGGCAGCUUUGGAACACGUAUCCUGGAACCUCCAGCUCUGACUGGUCAAGGCCUGCUGCCUGGGGACAUGAUGAGGAGCAGGAUGCUGGCAUGUCCAGGUGUCUCUUUGGCAUGUGAAAUCAGGGCAUCUCACAUGUGAAUUUGGCAUGCCAACAGAACUUCCUAUGGGGACUGGGAGCCCUCAACAUUCCAGCAUUUCAACCACACUUCCCAGGUCCUUCUCUAUCUAUUCUCCAACUGCACAGACAUCCCGCAGAUCUCUCCUGAAUGCAAUUCCAGUGCCUUCCAGUAACUGCACCUUCCCCACCCUCCUCCUGUAAUACAAUGGACGAAAGAGAAAUGGACUUUCUAGUUCCCAUCUUUUCUUAAAACAUGUAUUGUUUGCCCUUGAGUGGUUCUUGGUACAUCAUCACCUAGCCGAACUUCACCAGAUAUUGUUGUGUUCACAUGCUAAGUUCUAAAAUAUCUUCCUUGAGUCCAUUACAUGAGUUGUCACUGGAAAAAAAAUCACCAGCAAUGACAAUGUGAUCCCAAUAAAUGGAAAGCAGAAAGCAGUGGUUGACAAUUUUUAACACAAUGGUACCAAUCUAGUGGUAUUUUCACUGACAGGUCCAGUGGUUCUUGCCAGCAUCACAGUACUUCUUUCACACCUUGGUACAAAUUUGUACUACAAUGUAUUGUCACUAGUGGGUCUUUGGAGCAGGCAUUAUAGUGAUCAUGGCUUCCAUAAAGCUAACCACAAUGAUAGCACCUGCCCUUGAAGACAUAAACAACCUCUCAACCCCCUAGGAGUGCAAAUAUAAGAUAAGAGGCACUUGCAAUGCUGGUGCAAGCAGGUACAAUUCCAUUGAAGUUAGGGGGAACUCCGGAAGUGUAACUGAGAUCAAAAUUUGGAUCCUAUUCCCAUCUCCAAAAUGCAGUCACCUCUGAAGUAGAUGUCACCUGCUCCUUAACAACACACAGCAAUACCACACACAGUAGCUUCAGGUUUGAGUUUAGGCCUGGCAGUGAGGCACACCACCUUCCAAUUGUAACUGUAAGAGGAAAUGUAAGGUAGCAGAAUCUAAUGGCCAUGACUGGGAAUUUGGAAGGUGCUUAGAGUCAAAUUAUUAACAUUCUAUUACUGCUGGCCUCAUGUUAUAGUUGGCUCAAUUGCUGUGAGAAUGAUGGGGAAAUCAGCAAUUUUGUGGUAAGGUACCAUUUUUGUGGGUGUCAUUUCUCACAGAGUUGGCAUGUCUUGCAUUUCUCAGAGUUUUGGAUUCAGAAAUCCCAAAGAAAGAUAAAGCAAAGCUCAUUCAAAAUUACCACAUUUUGCCUGGUCUCUGCUUGACUCGGAGUCUGGGUGGUGUCCAUCAUAAACCAGAAAACAGCCUGCGUUUGGAUGUCACUAACCGGAGACUUGCAAAUCCCGGUGAGCAUGCGCUCAGUUCUUAUCCCACCUCCGCAUGUGACUGUGGUAAAGUGAUGCCUCUCUGUGCCUCAGUUCCCAAUCUGUAGAAUGGGGCUAAC
Molecule: messenger RNA, 5022 nt
Organism: Trachemys scripta elegans
Lineage: Eukaryota; Metazoa; Chordata; Testudines; Emydidae
Product: coiled-coil domain-containing protein 33-like
Exons: 12
Coding region: 205-1383 (392 amino acids)
Cellular component (GO): peroxisome
Source: RefSeq, a predicted model, not a curated record